This is a messenger RNA of Amphibalanus amphitrite, 5531 nucleotides long. RefSeq names its product cadherin-87A-like. Gene Ontology annotation, cellular component: plasma membrane. Gene Ontology annotation, biological process: homophilic cell-cell adhesion. The transcript is spliced from 41 exons. NCBI's taxonomy places the organism in Eukaryota, Metazoa, Arthropoda, Thecostraca, Balanomorpha, Balanidae. The coding region runs from base 142 to 5514 and encodes 1790 amino acids. Gene Ontology annotation, molecular function: calcium ion binding. The record is from RefSeq and is a predicted model, not a curated record.
GGGAAAUAUUUUAGGCCGCGUAUCCUUGAAAGGCUAAGGGGAUAUUCAGGGACCCAUUUAUCAAAUUAAAAGGCUGGCGGUGGUUGACGUCUUUUACUGAUGAAUCAUUGAAGGUUAAUUCAGUGGACAAGUAUUUUAAGAAUGUUUAUACAGAAGGCACUUUUGGUCAUAUGCUGCCAUAUGGCAGCAGUAAGUGCCAAUGAACCACCUAGCUUUGAGGCCAACAUGGAUUACCAUGUGAUUUCGGAAAACACUCCUGUUGGAAAGGAAGUCUACACCCUAAAAGGAGUGGACCCAGAGGGCUCACCCCUUCUGUAUGGUCUGGAGGGCACCGACGUACUCCAGGUCAACCCGCGCUCCGGCGUGGUGUCGGUGCAGAAACGAAUCGACCACGAGACGACCACCCAGCUGAAGCUCCAGGUGACCCUGGAGGACCGUGUGGAGGGCGGUGACAACAACAAGGUCUCCGUGCCCAUCACCGUCAUCGUUGUCGACGAAAACGACAACGAGCCCGUGUUUAAAAAGGCACUGUACGAAGCCGAACUACGCGAAGAUGCUCCGGUCGGGAGCACGGUCAUCAAAAAGAUCGAGGUCACUGACCCCGACCUGGUCGGAGAGAACCUGAACGUCACCUGUGACCCGAAAAGCUCGUCGGAGGGCGCCUGUGAGCUGCUGACAGUGAUGGCCCUGGAGAGUACCUCUCAGCUGUACGUGGGCUCGCUGGUGCUACAACGGCCGCUGGUACUCUCACCGACCGGAGAUCCCAGGAUCAGCGUGGCGCUGGUCGCGUCGGACGGCCGUUUCACCGCCGCCGGCCGUGCUCUGAUCGGCGUUCAGGACGUGCAGAACUCCCCACCGUCGUUCUCAGGCAGUCGUACGGCCGUUGUGGACGAGGGAGCCGCUAUCGGUACGGUCGUACUGACCGUGACGGCGGCCGACGGUGACAGCGGCGCGGCCCGACCUGUCGUCUUCGAGAUGGUGGAAAACCCUGGCGAGUUUUUCUCGCUGGACGAGGAGACGGGCGUGCUGAGCACGGCCAAAAAACUGGACCGAGAGUCGGAUCUGGUGCGCGGCGGCGCCAUUCAUCUCACAGUCAAGGCUGUUGAGGUGGAGUCGGGUCGCCGACUGCGGGGACCCCUGACGGAGGCCACCGCUGACAUUACGGUCACCGUACGAGACGCCAAUGAUGAACCGCCUCGCUUCAGUCAACAGGAGUAUUCGACAACGAUCAGUGAGAACCUGCGGGACGGCACUCCGCUGCCGGGACUGAACAUCCUGGUCACUGACGCCGACGUGGGUGUGAGCAGCGCGUUCACAGUACGUCUUCUGGACGAGACGGGUCCGUUCAGUGUGGAGCCCUCCUCGGGCACUGGCAGCAGUGCCCUCAGCGUACGACUGGCGCGUGGACCGCUCGACUAUGAGAACCCCAACCAGAGGAAGUUCAUACUGCUGCUGGUUGCUGAGGAGAGUCGCACCCCGGACCGUCUGGCCACCACGGCCACAGUCACCGUGGCCGUCAGUGAUCUCAACGAUAACCCGCCCAGGUUCAGCCAGGACGCCUACGUCGCGCAGGUGUCUGAGAUGUCUCCCCCGGGCACUAUAAUCACCACCGUGUCGGCCGGUGACCGCGACUCGGGUCUGUUUGGACUGGAGGGGAUCGUCUAUCAGCUGAGCGGCGCCGGCUCAGAGAGGUUCACCAUCGACCCCCGCACGGGUACGGUGGUGGUGGCGCCCUGUGAUACGCCCGGAGCACCGCCCUGUAUCGACUACGAGACGCAGAGAGACUAUUUCCUCACAGUCGAGGCGACCGACGAGGCCGGCCAGGGUCUCAGCUCGUCCGUGCCGCUGAAGAUCGUCACUCUGGACACAAACGACAACACUCCGCGGUUUGGACGACAGAUGUACGGAGCCGUGAUCAGAGAGGGCGCCCGCCGGUUUGACCCCCCGCUGGUGGUCGAGGCGGCGGACCGUGACGUGACCUCCCAGCUGACCUACUCUCUACUGGAGGGUGGUGUGUUCCGUAUUGACCCCAGUACGGGGGAGGUCACCGUUAACAAGACGGAGGGCAUUGACCUGGAUGACGUGCAGGGCAGGGAGAUGGUCGCCCUUGUGGCUGAGGUGACUGACGGAGUUCACUCAGUCUCUGUACCAGUCGAGGUGACAAUCAUUGACACCAACAACAACAAACCAGAAUUCUCCAAGACAGUGUACCAGGCCGUCCUGCCAGAGAGUGUACCCAUUGGCACGGUCGUUCAGCGCGUGGCCGCCCGCGACAGAGACACAGCUGCCAACGCCGCCAUACGCUACCGACUGCAGAGGGGUGCCUACGAAGACUUCUCUGUGGAACAGAGCACGGGCGUGGUAACACUGGCCAGGCGGCUGGAUCACGAGAGGAGAGCCCAGUACAGUAUUGAAGUGCUGGCCGUGGAUUCAGGCUCUCCGGCCCAGACGGGCACGGCUACCCUGUCUGUGAUGGUGAUCGACUCCAACGACAAGAGUCCCCACUUUACGCCGGGAACGCAGCGAGCCGAGGUGUCAGAGGACGCGGCCGUCGGAUCGCGGUUCUACCAGCUGUCGGCUGUCGAUCCCGACGUAGCCUCUCCGCAGGAUCUGGUCUUCAGUCUGGAUAAGGUUGAAUCGGCAGUCAGUGAGAGCGGCAAACAAGUGGAUCGGCCCAACGGAGCCUACAAGAGUUUCUUCAACGUGUCUUCGGACGGCUGGGUGUCUGUGGCGGAGCCUCUGAUGCGCGAUCAGGCUGCCGUGGUCACACUGGCCGUGGCCGUAACGGAUACGAGCGCCUUCCCGCCCCAGCAGAGUUCAGGUCGUCUUCUGGUGACUAUUGUCGACGUCAACGAAUUCGCCCCCGAAUUCUCCCCUCCAUGGACUCCUGAGCGGCCCGUGCUCAGUUUUGAACUACGAGAGGAGCUAGCGCCCGGAACUGUAUUCGGACGGGUUCGAGCGACAGAUAGGGAUACUCUCGUACGGAGAUAUCACGCAGAGGAGGGAGGACUGGUGCGCCUGGAUCCGGCCACAGGCGAGCUAUCCGUUCGCUCCCGGGUCGACUACGAGAACAUCACGCAGUUCGAGCUGGACGUCAUGGCCUUCGACACGGGCGUGCCGCAGCGGAACAGCACUGCACACCUGGUCAUCAAUGUGGUCAAUGUCAACGAUAUGAGCCCGGAGUUUGAGCAGGACGUGUACUAUGCCUCAGUGGAGGAACACAGCGACCCGGGCGUGGAACUGGUUCAGGUCAGAGCCACGGACGCUGAUUCCGGAAUGUAUGGGGAAGUCAGCUACACGAUACCUGGUGAUCUCUCGGACGACUUUUCCGUCGACGAUCUGGGUGUGGUCCGUCUGCUAACUGCAGACCUGGACCGCGAGAAGCGGCCUCAGGUGUUACUAACUGUGACGGCGUUCGACAUGGGGCCCGACCAGGGUCGACGGAGCGCCUCUGCCUUGGUGAACAUCACAGUGCUGGAUAUUAAUGAUCAGAAGCCGCAGUUUAACCGUCCGGUGUACUCUGCCAGUAUUGUGGAGGACAUACCGCUGUCACCGCCCAGUCCCAUACUGCAGGUGGUGGCAACGGAUACCGACUCUGGCGAAAACUCGGCGGUUCGUUACUCGCUUCUGGCGGGUCCUCACUCGGCCAGUUUUAGGCUACACCCCGAGACGGGGUUCCUGUACCCUGCCAAACGGGUAGAGGCCGGACUGGGCGAGAUGUCUCUGACGGCGCUGGCCACGGACGGUACGUUCAACGACACGGCCACGGUGAGGGUGACUGUACUGGCUGCCAACCAGGACAAACCGAGCUUCGUGAGACCGUCGGCCGAUAACGCCGUCUUCGAGGUCACUGAGAACUCUCAGCCGGCUGGCAGUCUGGUACUGACGGCUAAGGCGGAGGACUCCGAUCAGGGCGACAACGGCAGGAUCUCCUACUACUUCAGAGUGAAUGAGACAGAUGGCAGUGAAACGGAGGAGUUUACCAUCGACUCUGAAACCGGAGAAGUGCGCAGCAAGGUCCGCUUCGACCGAGAGAGUCGCGACAGCUACACGCUGGUGCUGGUGGCGCGCGACCACGGCUCUCCAAUUCCGCACGAGACGGUGCGCUACGUGCAGGUGCACGUGCGAGAUGAGGACGACCACGUGCCGCAGUUUCGAGAGCACGUGCAUCGGUUUAGUGUCAUGGAGAACCUGCCGGGCGGCACGGUAGUCGGCACGGUUCACGCCGAGGAUCCCGAUACUCCUGAGACGGGCCGCAUUUUCUACUUCCCCGCCGGAGGAGACCGAGAGACGUUCACAGUCAACUCCCAGAGUGGACAGAUCUCGGCCAACGGGCCGCUCGAUCGAGAGGAGCGCGGCCAGUAUGAGAUUAUCGUCAAAGCCACAAGCAACGCGACAUUCUACGCCGCCAAUGUAACCGCCGAUGACCUUGACCCGACCAUGACCCUGGUCAAGGUCACAGUGCAGGACAAGAACGACUCGCCUCCCUCGUUCGCUAUGAAGGACUACUUUGCAGGCGUCUCGGAGCUGGCCAAAUUCCGUGAUCCGGUGGCCACUGUCGAGGCUGACGAUCCCGAUCAGGGACAGAACGCCGAGCUGGCGUACUCGAUACGCUCCACACAGCUCUACAAACCAGGAGCCACGGAAUCGAGCGGCGCGAUCGUCCCCUCCCCUUUCCGUGUGGACGCCGGUGGUCGUCUCAGCUGCGCAGCGCUCAUGGGAGAAUACAAACACCACCGGUUCGUGAUCCAGCUCAGUGCCAGAGAGGUGCUGCCGCCGCAUAGACAAGCCGACGCCACCGUGCAUAUUUGGGUGUACGACCAGUCACAACUGGUUCACGUCACUCUCGGCGUGGCACCUGAUGUGAUUGUGCGUCAGCCCACUGAUAUCGUCGAGGCUUUUGGCAACGUCACAGGUGGCCGCGUCAUCAUCGAUGACGUCAGAUACCACGUCACUGAGGAGAAUAUCGUCAAACGCACAUGGUCAGACAUGUACCUCCACGUGGCGGACGGCCGGCAGCAGAUUGUACCCACUGGCGAGGUGCUGCGAGCGUUCGACCUCCACUACGACUACAUUCAGAGGGAGCAUGGCGCGCUCAACGUACAGAAAGUGCAGGCGGCUGACGCGGCGCCCACCUCUCACGAGACGAAUCAGACGCUGGUGACGCUGGUGGCACUACUGCUGGUGCUGGUGAUCGGCCUGGUGACAUUCUGCGCCGUCUGCUGCUGUCUAAAAACCGUGCCGGUCGCCGUGCCCUCCUACAAGGAGCAGGUGAAGCAGCCGCCGCAGCCGCCCACUCCGCGGGCCUCUGUGGAUCAGCCCGAAACACCGCCUGGCACCGAGAACCCUCUCUGGAUCGGAAACAAACUCAAAAUGUACGAGGAGCAGGAGCUGAGCAUGCAAGUGUCCGGUGAUCCUGAGGCGGCCGGAGGAGUGGAGGACACCCUCUCCUCAGGAGGAGGGUCAGAAUACCUACGCCACCAUCCAGCGGCCCGGCGAGCCGGCCGAACAUAGUCCCAACGGAGAUACAG